Messenger RNA from Penicillium verhagenii, 846 nucleotides. RefSeq names its product bZIP transcription factor. Gene Ontology annotation, molecular function: DNA-binding transcription factor activity. Gene Ontology annotation, biological process: regulation of DNA-templated transcription. The transcript is spliced from 3 exons. Lineage: Eukaryota; Fungi; Ascomycota; Eurotiomycetes; Eurotiales; Aspergillaceae. Bases 1 to 846 code for a protein of 281 amino acids. The record is from RefSeq and is a predicted model, not a curated record.
AUGCAGCGCUCUACUUACGAUGCCCAUUCGGGCUCUCGCUCUACAACGCACAGCAAUAGUAGUGCUUUCAGUCCCAACGCAAACCCCAAUGAAGACUGGACCAAGAUCUCCGAUCUAGCAGAGCGUCGUCGCAUUCAGAAUCGAAUCGCGCAAAGAAAUUACCGCAAGAAAUUGAAGCGUCGCUUGGAGGAUCUAGAACGACGAGCUGCAUCAUCCGCCUCACCAGAACAAUCCCACGCCGAACCACCCAAAACCACCCCCAAGACUCGAACAAAGCGAGCGUCCAAAUCCGGAGAAUCAAAAUCCCACCCACAAGGAGACCGGCCAGCCUCAUACGAUUUCUACCACACCCCAGACGAAAGGUCCAUGUUCGGCCAACAAUGUACCCGUCAACUCUCCGCCUCCCCACCACCAGCCUUCUCUUACCCCCCAAUGUCGCAAUAUGACGCCUACCGCCAAACCUACGGGCAAAUCCCCGUGUACCAGACUAUUCCGAGCAGCUACGGGGGUCUGUCAUUCCCGGAAUAUAGCGACGCGAUCCCAUCGGUAGUGCCCAUGGUGCCCACGGCAGCGAUGGGAGCCCCGCGCAAACCGGCCUACGACGAGGAUAUCAUGAGUCCGUUCAGCAUGAGCUACGCCUCCAUGGCGGGCAUCGAACUAUGUGCUCAGCCUUCACAUCCGGAACCGGGUCUUUCGAUGCCUUCGCUUUCUUAUGCCUAUUCGGAUGAUAAGCGCGCGAUAUCCACCUCCCCCGAGGCAUCGGCCUUUUAUCCCUUGACUCCUCAGUCACCACCUUGUUCUCCCCGUUCCAGGCCGGGACUUUUUGAAUAUGAGAUGCGGCGGUGA